CCCGGCGAAGGCUGGAUUUAUCGAGUUCCAAUCUCCACCCCACCCUUCCUUUCUCUCGCUCGCGCUCUGUAAUGGCAAGCGCGGCAUCGGCUCCUUCGAGAGCCGAGGUGCUCUCCUUGUUCCGCUCCCUCCUCCGAACGGCUGCCAAGUUCACCGACUACAACGUGAGAGAGUACGCCAAGAGGAGAACGAUCGAUGGAUUCCGAGAGAACCGGGGGCUCUCAGAUCCUUCCUCGAUUGCUUCGGCCUUCGCUGACGGGAGGAACCAGCUUGAGGUGGCGAUGAGGCAGGUGGUGGUGUACUCUCUCUACGCUCCAAAGGUCAAGAGCGUGAUGGAGAUCGGGAGCGGAUGAGGUUAUCUGACCGAAAGGUUUUCCAUCUGGAUGGAUUUUGUUCUCAUUCCAAUUCCUCAUUUUUACAUCGCAAAUUUGAAGCAUGCUUCCUACCAGCAGAAAUAAGGGAUGCAGUUGUCUCAAUCGACGAAGCGUAUGCUAUAUAUGUGAGCUAUGAUGCAAGUAGGUUAUUCCUGUUCAACAUGUAUCAUCGACCCGAAGAUAGAGACCUCAGCCGAAAGUUGUAACUUUAAGGUGUUCAAAGUAACUCAGAGGUUGUGAUUAUGAAUUUAAAGAUUUUUAGGCUUGUAUCGGCUUCUUUUAAUUUACAUGAAACAAUUGAGCAGAGUAGUGAUCAUCCCCUUGGUUUUGCCGGAA
Molecule: messenger RNA, 710 nt
Organism: Phoenix dactylifera (date palm)
Lineage: Eukaryota; Viridiplantae; Streptophyta; Magnoliopsida; Arecales; Arecaceae
Product: LYR family of Fe/S cluster biogenesis protein
Biological process (GO): iron-sulfur cluster assembly
Source: RefSeq, a predicted model, not a curated record